Messenger RNA from Telopea speciosissima, 1156 nucleotides. Its product is annotated as GPN-loop GTPase QQT1. Lineage: Eukaryota; Viridiplantae; Streptophyta; Magnoliopsida; Proteales; Proteaceae. The coding region runs from base 41 to 946 and encodes 301 amino acids. Gene Ontology annotation, cellular component: cytoplasm. Gene Ontology annotation, molecular function: GTPase activity. The record is from RefSeq and is a predicted model, not a curated record. The transcript is spliced from 11 exons.
UCUCUUUUAGGUAUAUAGAGAAAGAAAGGAGGGGUAUAGGAUGGUGUUCGGUCAAGUUGUUAUUGGACCGCCGGGAUCAGGGAAGACUACCUACUGCAAUGGCAUGUCACAGUUCCUCAAACUCAUUGGGAGGAAAGUUGCUGUCAUCAAUUUGGAUCCUGCAAAUGAUGCAUUGCCAUAUGAAUGUGCUGUCAAUAUCGAGGAUCUUGUGAAACUCAGUGAUGUGAUGAUUGAGCAUUCUCUUGGCCCCAAUGGAGGUUUAGUUUAUUGUAUGGAUUACUUGGAGAAGAACAUUGACUGGCUAGAAUCUAAAUUGGAGCCUCUUCUCAAAGAUCACUAUCUUCUUUUUGAUUUUCCUGGCCAAGUGGAACUUUUCUUCCUUCACUCAAAUGCCAAGAAUGUUAUCGAUAAGCUUAUAAAGAAGUUGAACCUUAGGUUGACUGCUAUACUUCUAGUUGAUGCCCACCUGUGCAGUGAUCCUGGUAAAUAUGUGAGUGCUCUGCUUCUCUCUCUAUCAACCAUGUUACAUUUGGAACUGCCACAUAUUAACGUGCUGUCCAAGAUUGAUCUCAUAGAGAGUUACGGAAAGCUAGCUUUUAACCUUGACUUCUAUACGGAUGUCCAAGAUUUAUCUUAUCUACAAUCCCAUCUUGAUCAAGAUCCUCGUUCUGCCAAGUACAGGAAGCUCACUAAGGAAUUGUGUGAAGUUAUAGAAGACUAUAGUCUGGUCAAUUUUACAACCUUAGAUAUCCAGGACAAAGAGAGUGUAGGGAAUCUAGUGAAGCUAGUAGACAAGAGCAACGGAUAUAUAUUCGCUGGAAUAGAAGGAAGUGCCAUUGAGUUUAGCAAAAUUGCGGCAGGUCCUCUUGAUUGGGAUUAUUACAGAGUGGCAGCAGUGCAAGAGAAGUAUAUGAAGGAUGAUGAAAAUUUGGAUAUUGGUGAUUAAUGAAGAAAAAUCGUCAGGAGGAUCCCUACCCAAGGUAGUCAAUUUCAAAAGCUCACAGACGAUGGUUUGGGGAUGAUAUAGUAGUUGUGUUUGAAAUAUAAAAAUGGCAUGAUCGUUCAAGAAGAUUUCCUUGUGUAAACUGAUGAGAUGGAUAAUCCCUUAGCAAUAGUAACCCUUUGCUGAUCCCAGGCCUCUCUUGUUCUCUUUUCC